AAUCAUACAAAGCAGAAGAAGAAGAUGGCGGAAGAUGUGUCUGCAAACCAUGCACAGCAAAAACUGGGAUUUAACUUGGAUGUCCCCUUCCCUUCUGCACGCGAGGCUUCCAUGGCUCUGAACACUCUGUCACCGGAUCGUGAGCCAAGAAAAGGAGGAAUUACUAAGGAACUUGUGGCAGUGGGCAACGUGUUAUCAGUGCGAUGGACCGCAGAUGAGGCUCGCAUUCUCCGCGUCUCAGUUGGAUCUUUCCUGGAUCACCUGACCUUGGUAUUGGAAACUAUGGAUGAGUUUGGACCCCCGGUACCUUUAUAAGAUUGGGUCUUAAGAGGAGAAAAUGCUGAACGAAUGGAGACUAUAGGGGCACGUGAAUGGCGGGGGGAAGGUGAUGCGCUGCUUGUCAGAUGUCGGGUUCCUACAAGACAGUAUGUCACACGUUGUGUCCAAUAAUCUUAAAUGGGUAAUGAUCUGUUUGACUGUAUCUGGUGAUCCAAAUGGAUCUGGGCGUAGAGACUUUGUGUUUAUUUUAUAUGAGGAUGUUUGAUCAUUUCAUGAGGCAAAAUAGGCUACUUAUAAAUAAUAAAUCCUGUUUAUUGUCAUAAUAAACAAACAAGAAUA
This is a messenger RNA of Alosa alosa (allis shad), 618 nucleotides long. Its product is annotated as EKC/KEOPS complex subunit LAGE3. Gene Ontology annotation, cellular component: EKC/KEOPS complex. The record is from RefSeq and is a predicted model, not a curated record. Lineage: Eukaryota; Metazoa; Chordata; Actinopteri; Clupeiformes; Clupeidae. Bases 25 to 315 code for a protein of 96 amino acids. The transcript is spliced from 3 exons.